Lytechinus variegatus (green sea urchin) is the source of this 4911-nucleotide messenger RNA. RefSeq names its product ATP-binding cassette sub-family C member 10-like. The record is from RefSeq and is a predicted model, not a curated record. Lineage: Eukaryota; Metazoa; Echinodermata; Echinoidea; Temnopleuroida; Toxopneustidae. Gene Ontology annotation, biological process: transmembrane transport. The transcript is spliced from 19 exons. The coding region runs from base 98 to 4882 and encodes 1594 amino acids. Gene Ontology annotation, molecular function: ABC-type transporter activity; ATP binding; ATP hydrolysis activity. Gene Ontology annotation, cellular component: membrane.
AUGGGGCGCCAGUGUAGUGCUCGUCAGCGGAUACGGACCGUCCCCAUGCAGUUUUACGAAAUUGGACACGUCAGUAAACUCGGUACUUGUUAAUGUGAUGGAUUCUACACUAGAUACCUUCUGUGGACAUUCACUCAAUAAUUACACCUUUUGGCAGCACAAUGUCUACGGACAUUGCUACGAACAACUGGUGUUUGUUCUAACUAGUCAUGGCUUGUUGGCCCUUGUUAGUGCACUCUACAUCGAUUACAUAAUAAAUAAUAAACUAGCCAGCCCUAAUCUCAAGAGGUCCAGAUCUUUGCACAUUCGGUUCAUCGUCAGCAUCUUGUCUGCGCUGGUACCCGUGUUGGGCAUUCUUCUUCAAGAAUUUACUGGAAACAUUAGACCAGCUCCAGUGGAUUAUCUUGUCAACGUGACAUCAUGUUUAGCAUGGUUGCUACUGUCAUUGUACCUGUGGAAGCUACGACGUCAGAGUUUACAGCUAGUGAGAACUCACAAACCAGUAAUAGCUGUGUGGGCAUUGACUUUUGUGGCUGUAAGCGUCCGUUUAAGUACUAUCAUCAAACAACUGCUUAAUCAUGAUGACUCUCUUGUUUCGGGGGAGGAAGGUACAGUCAUUGCAUCGUUGGUUCUCCAAGUUCUGUACCUUGGAACUUUGUUGCCUGGACCAAGACAUACUUCCACGUACCAUGAGUUUGGAGGGACCUCUGUAUACCAGAGUAUCAAUGAAGAUAUUGGUGGAGAGGACGAACCUCUUUUACCUUCCUCGAGGAUUUCAUCUGACAUUAAUAACCUUGGAAUUGCAGAGGAUUCAGCUAGUCUGCUGUCCAAGGCUACAUUUUGGUGGACUCGACCGCUCAUGGCUAAGGGUGCUAAAGGACAACUUGUGAGGUCCACAGAUGUAUUCUAUUUACCAAAGAAACUCACUGCCAGUCACAUCGAAACCUACUUUUCUACCAAGUAUCCCCAAGGAUCGGCUGCUUUUGCAGAGGAUGUCUUCUCCUCCAAUGAGCCCAAUGAUGAUAUGCAAGAAUCACAUGAACGAACAGAGAGAAAGGGAUAUGGCAGUACCAAGGUUAGAUCAAGGAAGCUAGAGGAGGACAAUGUUCCAGAAGUUAUCAUUAAAAAUGGAUGCAAACAGGAGGUGACCCUAUGCAGAGCAUUGUUCCGAGCUUUUGGUGUGAAGUUCUUUCUGUUGGGCAUCGUGAAAUUCUUGGCAAACAUCCUCACCUUUGCUGGGCCAUUGUUAUUAAACGCCUUGGUGUCUUUCAUGGAGGAUAGGACAGAACCGAUGAGGUACGGUUACUACUAUGCGCUUGGUCUCUUUUUGGCAACGUUCUCUGCUGCUAUGUUAGGCACCCAUUUCAACUACCAGGUUUCCAAGAUCCAAAUUCAGGUUCGAGCAGCGUUGAUAACGACCGUGUAUCGCAAGUCUUUGUCUGUGAGCGCGACAACCUUGUCAGCAUUUUCGACCGGUCAGAUUGUGAACUUUAUGAGUGUGGAUACUGGGAGGAUUGUCAACUUCUGUAACAGCUUUCAUGCAUUCUGGAGUCUUCCAUUUGAAGUGGCAGUAGCCCUCUAUUUACUGUACCGACAGGUUGGUGUGUCUUUCCUCGCUGGGUUAGCCUUUGCCAUCCUUCUCAUGCCCUUCACCAAGUGCCUUAUGGAGAAGAUUCAGAAGCUUAACACCGAGAUGAUGAAACAAAAAGAUGGCAGAGUUAAGAUGAUGAAUGAAGUUUUGAAUGGGAUACGUGUGAUCAAAUUUUACGCGUGGGAGCGUCAUUUUAAGAGACAGAUUGAUGGUCUGCGUCAAGAGGAGCUGAGUAGUCUCAAGGGAAUCAAAUACUUGGAUGCCAUGUGUGUUUACUUCUGGGCUACGACACCCGUUCUUAUCUCACUCUGCACUUUCACAACGUAUGCUUUGAUUGGCAAUGAUCUCACUGCUGCCAAGGUAUUCACCAGUCUAGCCCUGUUUUCCAUCCUGAUUGGGCCUCUCAAUGCUUUCCCAUGGGUACUGAAUGGAGUCAUAGAAUCGUGGGUCUCUAUCAAGAGAGUACAGGAAUUCAUGGAUUUGGAAGAGUCAGACCUAGCCAAGUAUUAUCAAUCGGAAAACUGCCUCUCCAAUGGACAACAGCUGAGCAUUGCACAAGGCACAUUCUAUUGGGAGCAUCAUAAGAAGAAAGAAGAAAAGGAAGAGGAAGGAAAUGAAGUGGAAGAUGGAAGAAAGGAUAAGAGGAAGGGUGCAAGCAAGGAAGAUGAACGCUCAAGUCUCCUUGUUGGAGAUGAAGAUGGAAACAGUGCUGAUGACGGGCAGUUUGAGCCAUUGAAGCUUCAAGACAUGAAUCUAAAUGUCUUCCAGGGUCAGUUGGUUGGAGUCAUUGGUAAAGUAGGAUCAGGAAAGAGUUCUUUGUUCUCGGCCAUCUUGGCCGACAUGGGCAAGGAGAAGGGCAGCAUCAGCAUUGCCGGUCUUGGUCAAGGCUUCGGACUGGCCACUCAAGAACCAUGGUUACAGCAUGCUACGGUCAAGGAGAACAUCCUCUUCGGAAAGCGGUAUAAUGCCGAGAGAUAUAACAGCGUGGUUGAAGCAUGUGCUCUCAUUGAAGACCUCAAGAUUCUUCCUGCUGGGGAUGAGACUGAGGUUGGUGAGAAUGGAAUAACUCUCAGUGGCGGCCAGAAAGCAAGGGUUGCUCUUGCUAGAGCAGUCUAUCAGGAUAGUGAGAUCUAUCUCCUUGAUGAUCCUUUGGCUGCCGUAGAUGCUGACGUUGGACAACACAUCUUCUCCAAAUGCAUCAUGGGAUUGCUCCAGAACAAGACGCGCAUCCUAUGUACCCACCACACCCGUUACUUGGUGGAAGCUGAUGUGGUGGUAGUAUUGGAUGAUUUCAAGAUAAUGGAUAUAGGUCCUCCCAGUGUGGUCUUCAAGCAAUCUCAAUUUGCAACCCAUAUCAAUUACAACAAACCUGAGAGAGAUGACGAUGACGACGCAGCGAUUGAUACCGAGGUCAAAGGUCAGGGUGUCGAGAGCAAGAAAUUGGUAGAAGAGGAGGAGAAAGAAGAAGGCACAGUCAAAUUUGGAGUCUACAAGUCUUAUUGGAAUGCUGUUGGUUGCAUCCUCGCUGUCUGCGUACUGCUGUCAUUCGUUCUCAUGCAAGGUUCAAAGAAUGUCAGUGAUUGGUGGUUAUCUUAUUGGGUCAGUCACACAAAACAAUCUUCACCCAGUAACCACACCACCACCCAUCCACCUAGUACUCGCCAUCGAUCGUCUUUACUUCAACCUAUAUACCUGUCACUUGGUUUGGAAAUGGAUCACUACAAACCUGAUGGUCACCAUCCGUCAGAUGUGGACAACUCAUCAUCCUUGGAGUUCUAUCUGGGGAUCUAUGGGGGGUUGAUAGGUGCUAACUCAGUCUUCACAUUACUAAGAGCAUUCCUGUUUGCCUAUGGGGGUAUACACGCAGCUACAAUGAUACACGAUAGGCUACUCAAGAGUAUUUUGAGGGCUCCGAUUUCAUUCUUUGAUGUAACCCCUGUUGGGCGAAUCAUCAAUCGUUUCUCCUCGGACGUGUUCACCAUCGACUUUGGCUUGCCCUUCAUCCUCAACAUCCUACUGGCCCAAGUAUUCAGCUUCUUAGGAACUGUUGUAAUCACGUGCUACGGUCUGCCUUGGUUUACCCUUUGUCUUAUACCCAUAGGAAUCAUGUACUACUUCAUUCAGAACUAUUAUCGUAAGACAUCGAGGGAAUUGCGUCGUAUCUACAGCAUAUCUAAUUCAGCAAUCUACAGUCACUUCUCAGAGACCCUAGCAGGGUUGGCCGUCAUCAAGGGAAUGAGAGCAACAAGAAGGUUUCGCCUUGAAAACCGUCGUAAACUGGAGCUGAAUCAGCGAGCCUGGUUCAGCAGUAACACAGUCACCUAUUGGUUAGCCUUCAGAUUACAGAUGAUUGGUGUUGCCAUGGUUACAGCAGUAGCUGUCAUAGCAGUAUUGGAGCAUCAUUUUCAGACUGUAGAUCCAGGUCUUGUUGGGCUAGCGAUAUCAUAUGCUUUGUCGAUUACCAACCUGCUUAUCAGUGCCAUCAACACAUUGACAGAGACGGAGAAGAACAUGAUUAGUGCGGAGCGUACCCAUCAUUAUACAGUGGCUAUACCAGAGGAAAUACAAGGCGGAUUGAUUCAGGUACCUCCUGUGUGGCCUCACAGUGGUGUAGUCAAGUUUGACAAUGUCCAUUUCUCCUACCGUGAGGAUCACCCGAAGGCUUUAGAUGGAGUCAGCUUUGAGACCAAACCGGGAGAAAAGAUUGGUAUCAUCGGUAGGACCGGGUCUGGAAAGUCUACCCUGUUCCUGGUCUUAUUUAGGAUGGUCCAGGUACAGCAAGGGACGGUUUCCAUUGACGGAGUGAAAUUGGCUGAUAUUUCUCUGGAAGAUGUCAGGUCAAAACUAGCCAUCAUACCCCAGGAUCCCUUCAUCUUCAGUGGUACAGUGAGAGAGAACCUAGACCCCGUAGGGAAUUGCAGUGAUGCAGAGCUGUGGAGUGUCCUGGAGAAGUGCCACAUCCAGGACGUCAUCGUCCGGAUGGGAGGCCUAGAAGCGACGGCUGGUGAAGGAGGGAAAAAGUUCUCGACGGGUCAAAAGCAGCUGGUCUGUCUGGCUAGAGCUAUGCUUACUAAGGCAAAGGUGCUGUGCAUCGAUGAAGCAACUGCCAGCAUUGACAUGGAAACGGAUGAUUUACUACAGCAGGCCAUCAGGGAGGAGUUUAGUGAGAACACUGUACUGACUAUAGCUCACCGUGUGAACACAUUGAGGGACAGUGAUCGUAUCUUAGUCAUGAAUGAAGGAAAGGUGGAACGGUUUGGUAGGCCAGCGGCUACUACCCUAGACCAAUGAUUUGUUCAUUGAGAUUGAUCAAGGAAACA